Messenger RNA from Mucor mucedo, 987 nucleotides. RefSeq lists its product as uncharacterized. Gene Ontology annotation, molecular function: four-way junction helicase activity; 3'-5' DNA helicase activity; ATP binding. Gene Ontology annotation, biological process: double-strand break repair via homologous recombination. The record is from RefSeq and is a predicted model, not a curated record. The transcript has 6 exons. The coding region runs from base 1 to 987 and encodes 328 amino acids. Gene Ontology annotation, cellular component: nucleus; cytoplasm; chromosome. NCBI's taxonomy places the organism in Eukaryota, Fungi, Mucoromycota, Mucoromycetes, Mucorales, Mucoraceae.
AUGAAAUCAAACUAUACCGAGAACUUGGCUUGGUUUAAACAUACAGUCGAACCGCACAUGACAACAAAGCAUGGUGAAGACACACGAUGUUACCAUGCUGCUUUAAGAAAACCACCAAUCCCAUUUGAAUUUACGGCCAACACUGACGAACAAGUUUCGCAUUCUCGAAAAAGGAGGAGAACAGAGGAACGUUUUCUAUCGGACGAUGAGAUAGAUCUAACUAAGCCUUUAUCGCCACUAGCUUUGUCGCCUAUACCAACAUGUUCGCAUAUACCCACUGUACCUGAAAAACAGAUAUUUGAUCACUCAUUUGAUGAAAAUUUAUUCACUUUAUCGCAGGAUAACAGAAACUCCAUAACUAGAACAAUGAGCGAUCUUUCUAUUUACUACGACGCUGAGGAAGACUGGAUUGAUGAAAAUGAUAUUGUAGAGUUUGAAGAAGUCACACCACCAGUACCUAUAGCAGAAGCGCCUUUGGUGCAACCUGGUCGCAGAGAAGAGAUUCAAACACUCCUGCAAGCUGUCUUCAACAUCAAUCACUUCCUCCCAAAUCAGUACGAAGCGAUUGAUGCUGCAAUGAAUGGGGAUGAUAUAUUCUUGGUCUUGCCAAAGGGCGAGCAAAGAAACAUCUGCUACCAAAUACCCAUAUUACAUCACUUCCCCAAUUUGACAAAUAUCGUGAUUGUGCCCGAUUCGUUUUAUUUAUUACAACAAGACGAUCACAAUUUGUCAGUACAUAAUAUACCAACAUUAUUUGUAAGCAAGUCUAAAAGCAGCUUCAAAAAAAAUUGGGUCUCCAUGAACGAUGUAGAUACUGCCUUGCUCAAGAAAUAUAGCAUUGUCUAUAUGACUUUUGAUGUAUUUGCUAAGUGCUCUCUCGUUAUCCAAGAACUCUACAGGGAGAACCUAUUGUCGAGAAUUAUUAUCGACGAAGCACAAUGUGUAUCACAAUGGGGAACGGAUUUUCCAACGAAAGAAUACAAUUAG